This is a messenger RNA of Penicillium manginii, 927 nucleotides long. RefSeq lists its product as uncharacterized. NCBI's taxonomy places the organism in Eukaryota, Fungi, Ascomycota, Eurotiomycetes, Eurotiales, Aspergillaceae. The transcript is spliced from 5 exons. The record is from RefSeq and is a predicted model, not a curated record. Bases 1 to 927 code for a protein of 308 amino acids. Gene Ontology annotation, biological process: mitochondrial citrate transmembrane transport.
AUGGGAGAGCACGUUUCAUCCCAUUCAAAGCCCACCGAGGCAAAAUUACAGCGGAAAUAUACCCCACAGUGGGUCUCCUUGACAGCCGGGGGAGUGGCAGGGGGAGUGGAAGCCGCAGUGACUUACCCCUUCGAAUAUUCGAAAACCCGCGUUCAGCUUCUUCAAAAAGGCGCAGGGACAAGCCCAACGAACCCCAUACGACUCAUUCUCCACGUCGCCCAAAACGAGGGAAUUGGAGCACUCUAUACUGGAUGCUCAACCCUUGUCAUCGGUACCACUGCGAAAGCAGGGGUACGAUUUCUGUCAUACGACACCAUCCGCAAUGCUUUGGCCGAUGAUAGUGGUAAGCUCUCUGCUGGCCGUGGUAUAUUGGCUGGUAUGGUCGCUGGUGCUGUUGAGAGUGUUUUGGCUGUCACACCAACUGAAAGAAUCAAAACUGCGUUAAUCGAUGAUGCCAAAAAUGCUCGACAAUUUCGGUCCAGUCUGCAUGCGGUAACCGUGCUUGUUAAAAGACACGGCCCUUCUGAGCUGUAUCGUGGUCUGGUCUCAACCACGAUCAAGCAAUCGGCUACAUCUGCAGUCCGCAUGGGGACAUAUAAUAUUCUCAAAGAAGUCACCAAAUCACAAGGUAUUGCGCCAGGCGUACUCACAAACUUCAGUGUGGGGGCGUUGGCUGGAGUCAUAACAGUCUAUGCUACUCAGCCAUUUGAUACUAUCAAGACACGAGCCCAAGGGGUCCAGGGAGCUAGUAUCGGCCAGGCGGUGCGUAGCGUGCUGCAUGACCAUGGCGUCUGGGGCUUCUGGAAGGGCAGCACCAUGCGCCUAGGUCGAUUGGUGUUGAGUGGUGGCAUUGUGUUCUCGGUGUACGAAGAGAUGGCGGCUUUCCUUUCAUCCGUAUCAUCUAGAAGGUCAGAAAGCGCAAUUUAA